GCGCCGCCGGGGCUCCCGCGUCCCGCAGGCGGCGGGGCCCCUCGCGCUCCCUGGGGCCGGGGUGGGACUUCGAAGGGACGAGCCGGAGACUUCCCGCGCCGGCCGCUCGCUAGGGGCCCGCCCUUUUCCGCUGUCUAAAGCUCCUGCCGCUGAGGUGGACACACGUCCUGCUGCCCCAUUUUCCAAAGGGAGUGUUUCUGAGGAUGUCUCCUGGUUGUCGGAACGCAGCCUUCCAGGCCCUUGCUCAGUCCUUUCUUCCGUCUGUUAUCCUGCUUUCCCCGCGUCCCCGUGCCGUGGUGCUGUGCUAGGUGCGGGUUCAACGGGGUAGGACCGGCUUCUGCGUGCCCCUCGGAGCUCCCUGGGCAGUGGCUGCUGAGCACGACCAUGGGCUGGGGCGCCGGGGCGGGAGCACAGAGCCGUGGCGCCUCAGGAAGUCUCUGAAGCCCUUGGGUCCCAUGGAAGAGGAAGAUUCUCCACAGAUCCAUGCAGUGAGACUCCCCUCCCUAUCUGGAGUGGAGGAAGCAGAGGGGACCUGGCAGCGGAGUGCUAGGACCAGCGUACCAGCGAUGACCAGUUCCCCUGUCUCCAGAGUUGUCUACAACGGCAAGAGGAACAGCAGUCCCCGCUCUCCCAGCAGCAGUGAGAUCUUCACCCCGGCCCACGAGGAGAACGUGCGCUUCAUUUACGAAGCCUGGCAGGGUGUGGAGCGAGACCUGCGGAGCCAGAUGUCGGGCAGUGAGCGGGGCCUGGUGGAGGAGUAUGUGGAGAAGGUCCCUAACCCCAGCCUGAAGACCUUCAAACCCAUCGACCUGAGCGACCUGAAACGCCGGAACACGCAGGACGCCAAGAAGUCUUAGAGCACCCAGGCCCCUCCCCCGCCUCUGGAAGAUCAGGGUGCACCUGACCUUGGUCACCUUCUGUCCGGUUGGCGGUUCCUUGGGGGGAGGGGCCUUGCCCCAGCAGGCUGCAAACCCAGGACCCCAGGACCAUGUGAUUGACGGCUGGGGCCACCCCUCCUCCCUAAGCCACCUCCCUUCUUUUCGGAGUGAGGGGGGUGUUUCAAGCUGCCUCUGUCACUGCAGAUUGGGGACCUUCCAAGCCCUGCCCUCCUCCCGGCCUGGCUGCAUCUUUGGAGCUGCCUGCCCCGCCUGUCCCCUGGGGGGCCCUAGCCCCACCUCUCCCAGCCUCUGCCCCAUCUUUGCCUCCUCCCCUGGCCAGAGGAUCAGGAGGGAGAAGAGGGUGCCUCUGUUGUCUCCCAGGCUGGUGGCAUUGGGCUGGUUUUGUCCUUGAGGUGGCCAGAACGCAGAACAAGGCCAGUCCCCACCCCACCUCUGGUCCAGCUUGGGUCCUCUGCAGACCCUGCUGCUCAUGUGGCCUGGCCCUGUCCAGCCUGGCACCUUCCCUGUACCAGCUUCAGGGUGGAGCCAGCUCUCAGGGCCUGGGACCCUGCUGCCCCAGAGGGGUCCCCAGCACCAGGCCUGGCGUCCUGGUGUCUGGCCCUCUGGCCCCUUGGGCAGGGGCGCCGAGGCUGACCCUGAGGUGGUGGUGCUGCCGAGAGUCUGUCCUGGCUCUCUGGGGUGUGCUGGGAGUGUUACCAGGGCCCCUUUUUCUUUUUGUGCCCUCCAAAAGCCAAGCGUCUGUGUGGCUCUGGAGCCUGAGGGUCCGUGAAUAAAGGCGGGUGGCACAGCA
This is a messenger RNA of Microcebus murinus (gray mouse lemur), 1689 nucleotides long. Lineage: Eukaryota; Metazoa; Chordata; Mammalia; Primates; Cheirogaleidae. The record is from RefSeq and is a predicted model, not a curated record.